AUGGGUUCUUUCCUCUCAUCCAAAGUCCCACCGCCCCGUCCAGCCAAAAACUACAUACUUUCUUUUCCAGAAGAUGAUUUCCCCGAAGAAGCAAGCAAAGCCCCCGAUGACGUACAGGACUGGUAUUCUCAUUUCUUCGAAACCUUGUUCUGUCUCCCUCACAAGGACGGCAAGAGCAUACUUAUCCUGGAAGCCCCCGAAGACAUUGAGCCAGACUCGCGAGCAAGGCCGGAGAGACAUCCCAGGAUCGUCUGCUAUCUUAGGCCGCUGGAAAGCGACAUUGGCGUUGUUGUCGAGAGGCUCGAGCCUGGACCUAUUGAGUGGCACUCGCUUCCAGCACUGACUGUACCUCUCCUGCAAGACCUGUCAGAAAAUGGCCGCUUGCUGCUGAGCCUGUACUAUCGGUGGGCAUUGCAGGUGCUCUCAGCGUUGCAAUUCGCCCACUCGCGAUCCGUGUUCAUCCGAAACUUUUGCACGGAGCUCGUGUGGCUAAGGUCGGAUUUCUCGCUCGCAAUCGCGGGGUUCCUUGCCGCAUCAGCACCGCAGAUUGAAGAGGAAAACAAACAGGAUGGCAUUGCUAGCGCAAGGGAACGCCUGCAGGAUUCUGCGUAUCCGAACCCGAUGACGCUGGAAGAGUUUGAUCGUAGGGUUAGGGAGGAGGGGUAUGCGCCAUGGCCGUUUAGCGAUGGCGAGUGGAUUAUAGAUGGUAGCGUGAGCGAUGCUAUUUACGAAGGAGACGAGGAGCAUGGGAGCGUGAAAGAAGACUUGUACUAUUGGGCUAUAUUCGUCAAAUACCUUGUCAACAACGUCUUUGCAGAUGCAUCCGCGUUGCAAGACGGGAUGCCCGACGAAAUUGAAGAUGUACGCCUAGGCAUCAUUAUCGCGAAUGCUGAGAAUGGUCGGUACAAGGAUGCCGCUGAGGUUAUGAAAGACGUCAAAGCUGCGGCUGCGAAGAUGGGAAUCAAGAUUGUGGGUGAUGACGAGGUCGAUAUUGAUGGUAAGUGGGAAAAUGUCUUUGAGAUUUGUGAGAGGCAGUUGCGUUUCCGCGAGGAGGAAUAG
This is a messenger RNA of Bipolaris victoriae FI3, 1059 nucleotides long. RefSeq lists its product as hypothetical. The transcript has 4 exons. Bases 1 to 1059 code for a protein of 352 amino acids. Lineage: Eukaryota; Fungi; Ascomycota; Dothideomycetes; Pleosporales; Pleosporaceae. The record is from RefSeq and is a predicted model, not a curated record.